AACACACAAACCUGCAGAAGCUCUUCAUCUGGACUUCAGCUCACUCUCCAGCUGACAGCAUUUUGGGAACAACUAGGCCUAUAGGAAAACAAGUAACAGCGUCUGGUGGAGAGAUGCGCUACACGUUUAAGCCGGAUGACUGUAUGGUCAUCAGCAUUCCUCUGGGAAACCUCAGGAACAUGAGAGACGGCCAGCUGAUGCCCGAGAAAUUCACCUGCGUCUUCAAAGACACUUACAAGGUCUUUCUUAAAGGACGGCCAAAGGAACUCGGGGCGGCUCAGCUCAGCAUCGGAGUGUUUGUCAUUUGCAUCGGCAGCCUCAUUACUCUUGAAUACGGUCUGUCCCAUCUAGUGUACACCCUACCUAGUGCCCUGUUCAUUGCAAGUGGCAUUCUGACAUUUGCAGCUGGAAGUUCUCCAUUCAUGCCUGUGGUAAAGCUGUCCUUCAUAUUCAACAUUAUCAGCCUUUUCUGGUCAAUCGCAGCUAUAGUUCUCUGUGCAUUAUUAAAUGAAGGAAGUUGGGAUUGGUAUAACAGCACAGAAUACAACACAAGGAGAAACAUGCUUGUGGGGCUGAAGGUGGUGAUCGGUGUGUUGUGUGGGUUGGAGUUGAUUCUGGCUCUGAUUCUGAUCUAUUGGGAGAGUAAAGCCGUGUGCCGAUCUCACUUCAACACUCUGCCCUUGAUCACCAUCAAGCAAGAGGUUUGAUCAGACGGGUGAGAUCGAGGAAAAAUGACCCAUUUGUGAACUGAACUGUAAUGACAUCUGAAUUGAAUGUGUAUAUAAAUGCUUGAUUAAUGCCUUUUUCUGUAGCUCAUCUGGUGCUGCAGUGUCAGGGUCAUGGGUUUGAUUCCCUGGGUGUGAAUAGAUCAGAUGUUUAGCAUGAAUGCACUGUAAAUUGCUGUAUAAACAUGUUUGCCAAAUGCAUAAAUGUAAAU
Molecule: messenger RNA, 937 nt
Organism: Sinocyclocheilus rhinocerous
Lineage: Eukaryota; Metazoa; Chordata; Actinopteri; Cypriniformes; Cyprinidae
Product: membrane-spanning 4-domains subfamily A member 4A-like
Exons: 9
Coding region: 114-707 (197 amino acids)
Source: RefSeq, a predicted model, not a curated record